CGGAGCGGGGCCGCCGGGACUGAGCGAGGGAGCGACAGACGCGCCACCCGCCGACGCCGCAGCCGCUUGGGGCCCGCACGGACCCUUUACCUGAGUGAGUGCAUCCAGAGUCGCCAGGAGCCGGUGACUUAGAGGUGUAGAAUGAGCCAAGGAGAUUCAAACCCAGCAGCUAUCCCACAUGCGGCCGAAGAUAUUCAAGGAGAUGACAGAUGGAUGUCUCAGCACAACAGAUUUGUCCUGGACUGUAAAGACAAGGAGCCUGAUGUCCUGUUUGUGGGCGACUCUAUGGUGCAGCUAAUGCAGCAAUAUGAGAUAUGGCGAGAGCUCUUUUCCCCUCUUCAUGCGCUGAACUUCGGGAUCGGAGGCGAUACAACAAGACACGUUUUGUGGAGACUGAAGAAUGGUGAACUGGAGAACAUUAAACCUAAGGUCAUUGUUGUCUGGGUAGGAACAAACAACCAUGAAAAUUCCGCAGAAGAAGUAGCCGGAGGCAUCGAGGCCAUCGUGCAGCUUAUCAACACAAGGCAGCCACAGGCCAAGAUCAUUGUGUUGGGUUUGUUACCUCGAGGUGAGAAGCCCAACCCUUUAAGGCAAAAGAAUGCCAAGGUGAACCAGCUUCUCAAGGCUUCCCUGCCGAAGCUGGCCAACGUCCAGCUCCUGGAUACAGACGGAGGCUUUGUGCACUCGGACGGUGCCAUCUCCUGCCACGACAUGUUCGAUUUUCUGCAUCUCACAGGAGGGGGCUAUGCAAAGAUCUGCAAGCCUCUCCAUGAACUGAUCAUGCAGCUGUUGGAGGAGACUCCCGAGGAGAAGCAAACCACCAUUGCCUGACUGCCCGCACCAGUAUUCAGAGCGGCACAGCAUCCUCAGAUCUGCUCGACUGCUGGCACCACAGAGCCCUUCUCCUUCUGACGACGGCACUUGGCAUUGUAGAGUGUUCCAGGAUGUUCUUUCUCGGGUGUGAAGGGGAGGAGGGAUUUAAACUGAUCCUGUACAUAGAGGGUUUGAAAAAAAUUAGCCAAGGAAGGUUGUUCAAAUUCAUUUUAAGCUGGACUUUUAGUUGUUGGUGUGACGCAGUCAUGAAUUACCACUUUUUCCUAGGACAGCAUCAGCCUACAUCUCAAACCGUAGGAAACGUCUUUUCCUGGCCUCUCUGUGGAUUAUGUUAUGUAUAAUGAUCAGAAUCACACCCACUUGGCUUUAACACAGAUGGAUUCC
Molecule: messenger RNA, 1218 nt
Organism: Echinops telfairi (small Madagascar hedgehog)
Lineage: Eukaryota; Metazoa; Chordata; Mammalia; Afrosoricida; Tenrecidae
Gene: PAFAH1B2
Product: platelet activating factor acetylhydrolase 1b catalytic subunit 2
Exons: 6
Coding region: 142-831 (229 amino acids)
Source: RefSeq, a predicted model, not a curated record